GUUAUUAAAUACUGAGAUAUUGGAGCUAUGUAAACAAUAAACAGGAUUGCGUUUGAGGUUGUCUCCAACCGUUAACAAUUAAAGUAUAGUUCAGCUUUUUGUAAUGUACAUUUUGCCUUCUUAGAAGGUUGAUACCAAGCUCGAAAUAAUUCCUCCUAGUAACCAUUCACUAGGAGUUGGAGCCAAACAAGGUUUUUUCGAACAUGUAGGCUAUGUUUCUGUUUGAUUAUGAUGUACACAUUUGACGUUUCUGUAAUUGAAACAGGUUUCAAUUACAGAAACGUUGCAAAGAUUCCUAAAUACCUCCAAACAAGUUGAGCAGGUAGCAGGUCAUGAAACUUGCUAGUGGUUGGGGAAUGUCACCUAUGGGUUUAUCUGAGUGUGUGUGUGAGUGAGAGAGAGAGAGAGAUACAUGAACCAGAUUGUUAUCGAUGUGAAUACGGUCCUGCAUGGUUCUAUUCUAAGUACUACUGGCGUCGGAUGACGUCUACAGUAAGCUGUGGUUCUAAUCAAUGAGGAUCCUGGACUGAAUGCAUGUCUGUCAGGUGCUGAUGUCAUAUUGGGGUAGCACGUUUGGCUAGAGUUUGGCUGUCUCUGUGUUCUUAUUUAACACACUACUCCAUGUAUGUUUUGGUAUCUCAGGCAUAGACGUGCGGAAGAGCCUGCAACAUCUAGUGUUUAACUGGAUCGUAAUUCUACCCUGUAAUGCCUCUGGUCUAGUCAGUGAGAUGUGCAUUACACAGUACUCAACAACACGAUCUGAUCCCCAUCUGUAGUCACCUCCUUUUCCUCCUUUAAAAAAAACAAAACGAUAAGCAGUGCGGUGUAUCUACCAUGAAGUGUAGUUAUGACAUCUGCCCUGCAAAUGAAUCAAUAGCUUCAUAGCUAUAGCUAGCUGUCAUGUAACUGGUUUAGCCCUUCCCAACUCCCUUAAGAACAUACAGUUGAUACCUUAUAAAUAUUACUCUGUCUUUCGGACAAACUUCAACUUUCAGAAAUAAAUCAUUUGUUCAAUGUGUAUCGGUAGUAGUCAAAGUGUAUUGCAAUACUUUAUUUUGAAAAAUAUUAUUUAUUUCAUGCCACAAUCACUCAGGAGUAUAAAUCCUGUACUUUGAAUUCCCAAUAAAUCAGAAAGAAACCAUAUGUCUAACCUCUUCCUUUUAUGGAUUAGCCCGAUCAGGACAGCUCAACACAGAACAUUAGUGGUUGUGUCAUGCCAUGCCUUAUCAUGAAUACAAUACAGAUAAUGGCAAACAUUUAUCAAUCCAAAUCUGACACAAUGCUUUUAGCCUGCAUUGAGGCCUCUUUAAGAAAGGCAUGUGUGAGGGCGGGUAGCACAUGCAGCACUUGAGAAAGUCUUGAAGGGGACUGACAAGAAAGGCUUCUCUUUCACAACGCCUACCUGGCGGCUAGCUGGAAGUGAUGAUGGGAGAAACGCACAUUUUCUAUACGGUGGAGGGAAAAUAACCUAGGGAAGUGACCCCCACAUAAUAGCAUUAUUUUAGGUGCAGAUGUGCAUGUGGGAAGUGUCUAGUGGCUAGGGUUAGUAAUUUCAAGCUGUUUGAAAAUCUCUGGUUUCCUGUGUUUUAGUGAUAUCACAAGUAGGAGUGUCCACCUAGAUGUAUGAUGGAUCCAACGCAACAUUUGCGACAGUCCGCUGGCCUGGGUAGGCUGGUAGACUGAUCUAUCCAGCAUACAUCUAGGUUGAAACUCCCACUUGUGUGUGUGUGCGCGUGUGUGUGUGUGUGUGUGUGUGUGUGUACAAACACUGGUUCCCACUUCUGGUUCAGAGGAAAUACAUUUUUAGUGUGCAUAAUUCUGUAGCGUAAGGCCAUAAUUAACGUAAUUGUUCAACAUCCGCCAUCUAUAUUUAGUCAUGUAUUUUUAAGCAUCAGAUAGGCUAGUCUGGUACACCACACCCGUGACACCAAACAUCGACUGCAUCGAUUUACCAUGGAUAACUUGAUUGUUUUAAAUGAACAGCCUGCUGUAAGUCAUUACUUUUGGUAGAUCUGGGGCCAGUUCUCUGGUUUAUUUUGUAUGAAUAUAAGCGAACAGAUUAGCCAGCAGCAUUAUACGUGCAAGUGUUGAUCGGCCUUUUAUGUGGUGUUCAAUAUGACUCAGUCUAAAUGUGAUCAUACAGCACACUUAUCACUGUGCAAAUACACAGUCUCCAAGUAUGGGUGUCACCAACCGGCUCUGUUCAUUUGGUAGCCAAAGACCUACUCAGACGUGUGAGUCUGGGCAUGUGUAUGUGUGUGCGUGCGCACAUGUGUCUGUGUCUGAAGGGGUUGCCAUUAUGUGAAUUUGCAUUACAUUUGCAAAUUGGUGACUCCGCCAAGACAGUCCCUUUGUCAAACAUUCAUCCAUCCGUCAAAUCUCCACCAGCUAGCCUACCGGGUUCUGGAAACAAUGAAAUGUUUCCGUCCGUCUGUUCAAAGUUAUCUACCAGCUUGUUGCUACUGUGCUAGCUAUGCUUGUUGUAGCUUGUCUUUACUUUUCUUUGUUUUCACACGCUGGCUGUCUAAGCAGACAUGCAUAUACCUGGCCAGGUGACAGUCAGUUUAGCCUUCAGGCCUCUGGUCCUGGCCUGAGAAACACAGACAUGCACACACUUAAUCAACAAUACAUAUUGGGUUUGAUUAAUGAAUAAAUUUAGUAUAAAAUAUAAAAAAGCAAUAAUAAACAUUAAUGUGUGUGUGUGUGUGUGUGUGUGUGUGUGUGUGUGUGUGUGUGUGUGUGUGUGUGUGUGUGUGUGUGUGUGUGUGUGUGUGUGUGUGUGUGUGUGUGUGUGUGUGUGUGUGUGUGUGUGUGUGUGUGUGUAUUUUUGACCAGUGUACUGAAAAUUAAAAUUAAGAAAUAAGUAAAAUGUUGUCAGGGAGUAGUAGAGCCUCUGACGUUAUUCACUGCACCCACUGCUACGUGAGAUGGCUAGAACUGGAGAAGAUAUGGAGGCGGAGGAGGAUUUGACUGUGUAGGAACAAUAGUGGGAGAGUGACAGAUGGCAGGCAGUGGAGUCCCCAGUCCCUGUCGGCCCUCUACUCCCCACUGGGUAUCCAAUCGUUAGUGAAAUGACCAUAUUCACUUAAAACACAUGACUGCGCCUUUCUCUCAGUUUCUUUCUCUUUAUUUCCCAUUAGCCAUUGUCCAUAUAUUAUUACACUGCGCCUUUUUAUAGCUAAAAGGUUAGUAAUCAAUAGUCUCCCUCCCCGGUCCAAAAUAUAGAUUAUUUUAUCAUGCAGGAGUUCAGGACCCUUUUAUCCCGUCCCAUGCCAUCAAAUCACAUCACAGCAAUUUGCACUGCAAAAAAGCAUGUCACUUCCUGCUUCCUGUUGCCAAAAACAUUCCUCUGUCCGUGGGUUAACGUAGAGGAAGUGGUUAGUGUUGAGACUGGCAUUCCAUUCUUUGCCCUCCUCUGACCCGGUCAUGUGACUCCAGAGAGAUGACGGCAGGGAGGAAGUCAUGGAAGAAGCAGGUGCUGAAUACACGACAGCCAUGCAAUGUGUAGGAUCAGUUCUACCAAACUGCAAAGAAGGAUCAGAGUACGUCUCCAGAAGGAUGACUAUGAGCAGUAGCUGAGGACACUAAAGGGAGAUCCCCCUCCCCAUCUCUGCCCCCUGCAAAGAUGAAUGGUAGCCUUGGUAAAUGGGCGAUUUCUCCAGAGGAGAGGAACAAACAUGACCAGAUGUUUGACACCCUCCUUCCUGCCAUGGGCUACAUUACAGGAGAGCAGGCACGGAAGUUCUUCCUGCAGUCUGGCCUACCUGGCUCGACGUUGGCAGAGAUAUGGGCGUUGGCUGACAUGAAUAAGGAUGGAAAGAUGGACCGGCUGGAGUUCUCCAUCGCCAUGAAGCUCAUCAAGCUCAAACUCCAAGGCACGCCCCUUCCCUCAGCUCUGCCUAUCAUCAUGAAGCAGCCUCCCGUGCCCGCCCCCACUCUCAACGCCGCUUAUGGAAUGGGAGCUAUGUCGAACCUGUCCAUGAUGUCGGGUCCAGGCAUUGGGAUGCUGACCCCCCUCGCUAUGGGCAGCCCGGGGCUUUCACCCAUGGGCUCUUUGACCUCCCUGACCCAAAUGGUUCCCACGGCAACGGGCAUGAGCCCUCUGAUGUCGACCAUGGGGAACGCAGCAGUGCUCAACAGCAAUAUGGGUGUUUUUCAGCCAUAUCCUGUUGGAUCUGUAGCUACUGGCCUUCCUCUGUCUGCGGGCUACUCCUCCUCUCCGCUGGGUUUCGCCUCGCCUUCUGUGGGAGUAUACAGGACUUCUUCCCUGCUCGACAUCGGAUCCAGCAGCUCCAACUCCUCCUCUCCCGCCCUGCUGUCCUCCAAGCUCCCGGUGCCGAGCGACUGGUCGGUCCCCCACGCCUCCAGGCUCAAGUACCGUCAGCAGUUCAACAGUCUGGACAAACAGAUGACCGGGUACCUCACGGGUCUGCAGGUGAGGAACGCCAUGGCAACCACAAUGCUGACUCAGACACAGCUGGCCUCAAUCUGGAACCUGGCUGACCUGGAUAAGGACGGCAAGCUGAAGGCGGAGGAGUUCAUCCUGGCCAUGCAUCUGGUGGACAUGGCCAAGAGCGGACAGGCGCUGCCGCCGACCCUGCCUGGUGACCUGGUCCCGCCCACACACAGGGCUGCAAUGAACGGCUCCAGCUCUUCCCUCUAUCUGACUGAUGACCUGGCCGUGGAGCCUCCACAGAAGAUCAAGUCUAACCUGACCUUUGAGGACAAGUUCAAAGCCAACCUGGAGAGGGGCAACGCCGAGCUGGAGAAGAGGCGCCAGCAGCUGCUGGAGGCGCAGCGGAGGGAACAGGAGCGCCAGGCGCAGAAGGAGCGGGAGGAGCGGGAGAGGAGGGAGCAGGAGGCCAGGGAGGCCGAGGAGAGGAGGAGGAAGGAGGAGGAGCGGAGGCUGGAGCGCCACAGGGAGCUGGAGCGCCAGAGGGAGGAGGAGAGGCAGAAGGAGAUAGAGAGAAAGGAGGCCGCGCAGCGUGUGCUGGAGCGCCAGCGGCAGGAGGAGUUUGAGCGGAGGAGGCGCGGCGAGCUGCAGAUCAAGAAGGUGCAGGAGCAGGAUGACAUCAUCCGCCUGAAGGCCCGCAAGAGGAGCCUGGAGAUGGAGCUGGAGGCCGUGGGUGACAAGCAACGGCAGAUCUCUGACCGGCUGCGGGACGCCCAGGGCAGGAGGAAGCUCCAGAGGACUGAGGCGGACUUGAUUGGCCAGAGGAUGGACACCCGCCGGGACGAAAUCAACGGGCUGCAGAGGCAGCUGGAGGAGUUCCAGAGGAAGUUAUCCCAGAUGGGCCCAGAGCAGAAGAGGCUGACUGAGAAACUUCAGACCAUGGGACACAACAACAUGCCAGGUGCGCCGCUGUCCACCCUGAAGCUGAACGUCACCGAGAGGAACGCUGCGUGUCAUCAGCUCCGCCAGCAGCUGGAGACCCUGGAGAGAGACACCUCCGUCAAACUGUCCGAGAUGGACCAGUACAACCACGAAGUCCAGGACCUGAGAGAAAGCACGAGGAAGCAGCAGGCCGAGCUGGAGAAGCUCAUGAGCGUCAAGGAGGAAAAACGACGGGAAGCAAAGAGGAAGAUGGAGCAGGAGGAGGCAAGGAAACGACAGGAGGAGGAGAGGAAACGACAGGAGGAGGAGAGGAAACGACAGGAGGAGGAGAGGAAGCGACAGGAGGAGGAGAGGCACCGGCGGGAGGAGGAGGAAGCUCAGAGGCGUAUCAAGGAGGAGAAGGAUCGCCAGUGGCAGGAGAAGCUUAGGAGAGACGAGGAGGAGCGCAAGAGGAAGAUCCAGGAGGAGAGAGAGGCCAAGCUGAGGGAGGAGGAAGAGAAGGAGGUGCAGGCCCGCCUGGUGGCUGCCAAGGAGCAAGCGGAGCGCGAGCAGCGGGCCAAGGAGGAGACCGAGAGGAGGAGGAGGCAGGAGGAGGAGCAGAGGAAGAGGGAGGAGGAGGAGCGCCGGAGGCAGGAGGAGAGGAAAAUGGCGGAGGAGGAGAGGAGGAAGCUCGAGGAGGAGAGGAGGAAGCUGGAAGAGGAGAGGAGGAAAUUGGAGGAAGAGAGGAGGAGAGAGGAUAAGCGGAGGCAGGAGGACGAGGAGAGGAAGAGGCAGGAGGGGGAGCGGUGGGCGGCGGAGCAGAAGAGGGAGAAGGAGGAGGGGGAGCGCAGGAGGCAGAGGGCAGCAGAGGCCGCCGUGAGAGACACCGAGGAGAGGAAGAAGCAGGAGAAGGAGGAGGAGGAGGAGAAGAAAAGGAGGCGCGGGGAGGAGGAGCAGCGCAAGAAGAGGGAGGAGGAGGACAGGAGGCGAAGGGAGGAGGAGCGGAGACGGCAGGAGGAGGAGGUGAAGAGGAAGCGCGAGGAGGAGGAGGAGAGGAAGAAGGGGGAGGAGGAGAGGAGACGCAGGGUAGAGGCAUCCCUGCAGCAGCAGCAGCAGCAGCAGCAGCAGCAGCCGUCGCUGCUGCAGGCUACUGGAGGAGGGGGGAAGCUGGACAUCCAGGAGAAACUGACCGCUCUGCUGAGAGGACUGGAAGAGAGGAAGGGUGGCCUCCAGCCCAGAGCCUCGCAGCACAGGAAGUCAGCAGCACUCACUUCCUUCAGAGCGCUCUACCCGUUCACAGCCAGGAACCAGGAUGAACUCUCCUUCGACGCCGAUGACGUCAUCGAGGUUGAUGAGACCACAGAGCGUGAGGCCGGCUGGUUCUACGGCAGUAAACUGGGGAAGAUGGGCUGGUUCCCGGAGAGCUACGUGGAGAGGGCGGCCGACGCCCCCGUCUCCCCCGUCUCCCCCGGCGUGGCGGGGGCCAAGAUGGCCCUCAAGCCCCACCUCUCCAAGGGCCCGGGGGGCCACGGCACGCUGGAGGCCGCCAUGGCCGUGGGGUCCAAGUCCGCCUUCACGCCAACGCACUCCCCAAACCCCGCCCCCUCAGAGACACAGGGACAGGUGGUGGGUAACCUGCAGGCCAAGGCGCUGUGUUCCUGGACGGCCAAGACGGACAGCCACCUGAACUUCAGCAAGGACGACGUGAUCCGCGUGCUGGAGCAGCAGGACAGCUGGUGGCUGGGCGAGCUGGCCGGGGCCCAGGGCUGGUUCCCCAAGACCUACGUCACCCUGCUGGGGGACGGAGAGGCCAGCGUGGACGCGGUCUUUUCCAAUCCUGACGGUUCAGACGGGAGCCAGAUGUUGGAAGAGUACGUGGCGUUGUUCACCUACGAGUCUCCCCAGACUGGCGACCUGACCUUCCAGGAGGGCGAUGUCCUCCUGGUGAGCCAGCGGGAGGGCGAGUGGUGGAACGGCGCCAUCGGCGACCGGAUCGGCCUGUUCCCUAGCAACUACGUGAAGCCCAAAGAGAGCGAUACAUCCAGCCUUUCAGGCAAAAAGAAAAACGAGAUCGGCCAGGUCGUCACAGGCUACGCCUCCUCAGGCCUGGGUCAGCUGAGCCUGGCCCCGGGCCAGCUGGUGCUCAUCCUCAGCAGGAACGUCUCCGGCUGGUGGCUCGGGGAGCUCCAGGCCCGGGGUAAGAAACGACAGAAGGGUUGGUUCCCUGCAACUCAUGUUACCGUGCUGGGAGCCAACAGCGGAAAGUCCACACCUGCACCCCUACCAGUGUGUCAGGUGAUAGCCAUUUACGACUACACGGCGGCGAACGGUGACGAGAUGAGCUUCUCCAAAGGGCAGCUGAUCAAUGUUACGAAUAAGAAUGAUCCUGAUUGGUGGAAGGGCGAACUCAACGGGGUCACGGGGUUGUUCCCGACCAAUUACAUCCAGGUGACCACUACAGAGUGCGACCCCAGCCAGCAAUGGUGUGCGAACCUGUCCAGCCUGGAAACCAUGAGCCCCCAGGAGAGGAAGAGACAGGGCUACAUCCACGAGCUGAUGGAGACCGAGGAGAAAUACGUGGAAGACCUGCAGAUCGUCCUGGAGGUGUUCCAUAAGCCCAUGUCCGAGUCCGGCCGCUUGACAGAGGCUGAGAUGGGCAUGAUGUUUGUCAACUGGAAGGAGUUGAUCGCCUGCAACACGAAACUACUGAAGGCGCUGCGCGUGCGUAAGAAGACGGGCGGGGACAACAUGCCGGUGCAGGUGAUCGGAGACAUCCUGGCCGCGGAGCUGGCCCACCUGCAGCCCUACAUCCGCUUCUGCUCCUGCCAGAUCAACGGCGCCUCCCUGCUCCAGACUCGCACCGACAACCAGCCCGAGUUCAAAGACUUCCUCAAGAAACUAGCCACUGACUACAGGUGCAAAGGAAUGCCAUUGUCCAGCUUCCUCCUGAAACCCAUGCAGAGAAUCACGCGCUACCCCCUCCACAUCAAGAACAUCCUGGAGAGUACAGCCGAGGGCCACGCAGACAGGGGGCCCCUGAAGGAGGCCCUGGAGCGGGCCGAGGAGCUGUGUCAGCAGGUGAACGAGGGCGUGCGGGAGAAGGAGAACUCGGACCGGCUGGAGUGGAUUCAGAACCACGUGCAGUGCGACGGAGUCAGUGAGAACCUGGUGUUUAACUCCCUCACUAACUGCCUGGGCCCCAGGAAACUGCUGCACAGCGGCAAGAUGCACAAGGCCAAGAGCAACAAGGAGCUGUGGGCGUUCCUCUUUAACGACUUCCUCCUGCUCACACACACCUCCAAACAGUUCACCUCAUCUGGUCCCGACAAACUGUUCAGCAACAAGAACAACAUACAGCUCAAGAUGUACAAGCCGCCGGUGUUUCUAAACGAAGUCCUGGUGAAGCUUCCGGACCCUUCCAGUGAUGAACCCAUCUUCCACAUCUCACACAUCGACAGAGUGUACAUCCUCAAGACCGACAACAUCAAUGAGAGGACGGCGUGGGUUCAGAAGGUCAAGGCUGCUUCGGAAAACUUUAUCGAGACAGAGAAGAAGAAAAGAGAGAAAGCCUAUCAGGCCCGCUCUCUGAAGCCCAGCGGGAUCGGGCGGCUGCUGGUCACCAUCCUGGAGGCCACUGAGCUCAAGCCCAACAAGGCCCACGGUAAGAGCAACCCCUACUGCGAGGUGACCAUGGGGGCUCAGAUGUACACGUCCAGGACCCUCAACGACACGCUCAACCCCAAGUGGAACUUCAACUGCCAGUUCCACAUCCGGGACCUCUACCAGGACGUGCUCUGCAUCACCAUCUUCGAGCGGGACCAGUUCUGCCCCGACGACUUCCUGGGCCGCACCGAGGUUCCCGUGGCGACCAUCAAGAAGGAGCUGGAGAACAAAGGCGCGGCCACGUGGCGCCUGCUGCUCCACGAGGUGCCCACGGGAGAGGUGUGGGUGCGCCUGGACCUGCAACUCUUCAACCCCAAGUAGUCCAGCAGUCGGAGCAGAGUGACUGUCUAUCACCGCCGUUCCAACAGGAACCGCCCUUAGCCAUGUGCUAGAGUGGCUCUGUGUCUUUCCCAUGUGACACACGUCUGGCACGAUACGGCUGGGAACUCGCUCGAAAAUAAGCCACCACUAAGAAAUCGAUCGUUUCUGAGCACUGCAACAUAGCCUUUUUCAAAGUCCCGACUCUGGAAGGCCCUGGUGAUGGGGUUACAAUUGUUUUUAUGAUGGGGAAAUGUUCACCAAGUACUUGAUUUGUUUUUGGUAUCUAUGCAUAAAACAACAGGCAACAUGUUUCAAAUUAAAUCGAAGGUUUCCAGGUAUUUGCCAGGCUAUAAAGGGGUUGAAUAAGUGCCCUACAUUAGGGGACGUCUAGUCGAAGAGUGUCUUCCAAUCGCAAUAUUCACACUAGAAGAUGGGAAUGGAACUCAAUUUCACUUGCUUUUUGCUGCUCUCCUUAAAUCUAUAAAAUAAUAACCUUUAUCUGAACGUAUUUUGAAGUUAUUUUUAUAUAGCCUCUAUGAUUAAAAUCCAUUUACUGUUAAUAUAACCCAAAUUAUUUCUUGAUAUAUUUUUUUGGCAAGCCUGCUCAACUACAUAACAUUUUUUUUUUUUUCCUUGUACUCUUAUCCGUUUGUCGGGGAAUCCACAAGAUGUAUAUUUUGAGCGAUGGUGAUGGGGAAGGACAUUGUCAAAAGCCAUAGAUACUUUUAUUUUUUACUAUCAGCCAUGGUGAUUCCAAAGACCUGCUGGCCAGUUCGCUCAUGCAAUGCCCGGUUUGGGCUGAUGACGACAGCUGCACUCUUCAGUUCAGAGGACGAGCAAACUAAGCACAAACAUGGCGUCUCCAGUUCCAACCAAAGGGACGGGCUCUUGAGCCCUCUUCACAUGAGUCAGAUGGGUGGGGAACCCCAGAAUCCGUUGUUUUAUUUUUUAAUAUUCUGGGUUUCGAAGUCGCAAUCCCUUUUGUCAAGGAUAUGUUUUCAUGCACUGUAAUGGACGUCUUUGUGCAUAUCGGUGUGGGUGUUUCACACAGACACAUCCUUUAGACACGUGUGUGUGUGUGUGUGUGUGUGUGUGUGUGUGUGUGUGUGUGUGUGUGUGUGUGUGUGUGUGUGUGUGUGUGUGUGUGUGUGUGUGUGUGUGUGUGUGUGUGUGUGUGUGUGUGUGUGUAAGCAUACCUGUGUCUAUAUGCAUGUCUGUUUUUAAGAUAAAGGCAGUCAAACGGGAUCUAUAUGUGAGAUAAGCAGUCGUAGAGUUGUACAAACAACAACAUAAGCUGAGGAUCGUUAGGAGAUGUUUGGUUUCUAUAUGAUGGUUAUAAUACGUAGCCUUCAUAAUAAUGCUAUCCUUUUGAAUAUGACACCAGCCGUAUGCAUGGCCAAGUUAGCGCUCAAAGGACAAGUUACAUGUCUUCAUUUUUGCUAUUUCACUUUCAACAUUUGUCUCUUGUCAUUAACGGGAAGAGAGAGUGUCAACAUUUUGAGGCAUUGCAUUGCCAACAAUUACAGAACAGUAUUUUUUUUUUUAACGAUUCACCUAGGAUUCAUUUGGUUCAGUUCAAUUAGUUUAGUUUAAUCCACUCUCCUUCUUCUGCAAUGUCUGCGAACUCCUGUCCCUGCUACGAUCAAUGGUUUCUUUCUCUCAUCUCAAGAUGUUGUCUCAUAGGGUCACCUUAAAUCCAGUACUACAAAGACAACUUAUUGUGUGUGAAAUGUGUUCCUUUGCUUCCCUAUGCUCUUGUGUGCGUUUUGCCACCUUUACUUUGCAACUGUCCUGCUAGAGAGUCACCUAGUGGUCUAUUGGCCACCAGUGGCAGGAAGAAAAAGAUUGUAUUUAUUUUUUAAUUUAUGCGUGUGGGACUAUCUUGGCGGUUGAGGUUCGAGAUGCUGGGGAAUGUCUGUCAUAUUUUACUCUGUUGGUGUAUGGGGGGUCAACAUUCCUCAACAGUUGUGUGUCUGAAACAGUUAGUUUCGUCUAAAUCUAGCCAUGGUGUUUAGUGAGGCAACACAGUGCGUUAGCUGAUGAGACGAUCCCCUUGAUUACGUUGUACUGUAAAACUAGGACCGUAGUCUGUUCGUCACGCCUGCUGUCUGGACGUCUCCUGCUUGAUUAUAAUGCAAACACCUUGGGCUAUUGCCUUUAGGUUUGAACGGUCCCGUAUAAAACGCUGUUUUAUAUUUGUUUGGUUUUCUUUUAUGGACGAUGUGAGGGUGAACCAGCGCUCUUUAUGUGUACGUGCGGGUGGUCGUUGUGGGUUUGUGAUUUGGUUUUUACCUGGAUCUUAACGUAGUACUACUGUGCUGUACCUAACAUGCUGCCUGCGCAUGGCUUCUGAGCGUGGAGACCCCCUCUCUCUAACCUGCUGAGUGUGCCCCCCUGGGGUCUCCACACGGCACUCACAAUCAGGGUUUCUUACGUACAAUAAAUAAAGAUAUUCAAAUGAC
This is a messenger RNA of Gadus macrocephalus (Pacific cod), 11760 nucleotides long. Its product is annotated as intersectin-2-like. The coding region runs from base 3626 to 9298 and encodes 1890 amino acids. Gene Ontology annotation, biological process: positive regulation of Rho protein signal transduction; intracellular signal transduction. The transcript is spliced from 41 exons. Gene Ontology annotation, molecular function: guanyl-nucleotide exchange factor activity; calcium ion binding; protein binding. The record is from RefSeq and is a predicted model, not a curated record. Lineage: Eukaryota; Metazoa; Chordata; Actinopteri; Gadiformes; Gadidae.